AUGGCUUUACAAAGAGUGGUGAUGAGCACGAAAUUGAACAUCUACAACAUGCAGUUCCUCCUUCUUGUUUUCUUGGUGUGGGACCCAGCCAGGUUGGUGCUGGCUAACAUCCAAGAAGAUGAGGCUAAAAAUAACAUUACCAUCUUUACAAGAAUUCUAGACAGACUUCUGGAUGGUUACGAUAAUCGACUUAGACCAGGACUGGGAGACAGCAUCACUGAAGUCUUCACAAACAUCUAUGUGACCAGUUUUGGCCCUGUCUCAGAUACAGAUAUGGAAUAUACAAUAGAUGUUUUCUUUCGACAAAAAUGGAAAGAUGAACGAUUAAAAUUUAAAGGUCCUAUGAACAUCCUUCGACUUAACAAUUUAAUGGCUAGCAAAAUCUGGACUCCAGACACCUUCUUUCACAAUGGGAAAAAAUCUGUGGCUCAUAAUAUGACAAUGCCGAAUAAGCUUCUUCGAAUCCAGGAUGAUGGUACUCUGCUGUACACAAUGAGGCUUACAGUUCAAGCUGAAUGUCCCAUGCACUUGGAGGAUUUUCCAAUGGAUGCUCAUUCAUGUCCUCUGAAAUUUGGCAGUUAUGCUUAUACGACCUCAGAGGUCACUUAUAUUUGGACUUACAAUGCAUCUGAUUCAGUACAGGUUGCUCCUGAUGGCUCCAGGUUAAAUCAAUAUGAUCUGCUGGGCCAGUCAAUUGGGAAGGAGACAAUUAAAUCCAGUACAGGUGAAUAUACCGUAAUGACAGCUCAUUUCCACUUGAAAAGAAAAAUUGGGUAUUUUGUGAUUCAGACAUAUCUGCCUUGCAUCAUGACUGUCAUUCUCUCCCAAGUGUCAUUCUGGCUUAACAGAGAGUCUGUGCCUGCAAGAACUGUGUUUGGAGUCACAACUGUUCUAACAAUGACAACUCUAAGCAUCAGUGCUCGGAAUUCUCUCCCCAAAGUGGCUUACGCGACUGCCAUGGACUGGUUUAUUGCUGUGUGUUAUGCAUUUGUGUUCUCUGCCCUAAUUGAAUUUGCCACUGUUAAUUACUUCACCAAGAGAGGAUGGGCUUGGGAUGGGAAGAGUGUAGUAAAUGACAAGUCCCCUUCAAUAAAAGCUGAAGGCAUUACAUUAACAUACAACUCAGUGAAGGCAAUUCGUCAAGGAGCUAAGCUAAUAUGGUUCAAGUGUAUAGCUUUCUCAUGGCCCAAUUUAAUCCAAGAAAAGACUUUAGAGUACUUAGAGAAGUGGAUGGACUGUGUAACCUUCAAACAAUCUUCUAAAAAAGAAAAAACUUCUGUCAUGAUACAGAACAAUGCGUAUGCAGUGGCUGUUGCCAAUUAUGCCCCGAAUCUUUCAAAAGACCCAGUUCUCUCUACCAUCUCCAAGAGUGCAACCACACCAGAACCCAACAAGAAGCCAGAAAACAAGCCAACGGAAGCCAAGAAAACCUUCAACAGUGUUAGCAAAAUUGACAGAAUGUCUAGAAUAGUUUUCCCAGUUUUGUUUGGUACAUUUAAUUUAGUUUACUGGGCUACAUAUUUAAACAGAGAACCUGUCUUAGGGGUCAGUCCUUGAAUCUAGACACAGCUUAUCUUUGGGAUGUAUAGCAACAUUAAACUUGGUUUGUUUUGCUAUGUACAGUCUGACUAAUAACUGCUAAUUUGUGAACCAACAUGUACAGUAUGUAUAUAGCGAUAUAGUUACCGGUAGACCUCUAAUGGAGACACGCAUUUGCUGACUCUUGAAACUGCAGGCAAGAAAGCACCCCAUGCCCAAAAAACCAUUGCCUUUUUUAAAGAUUUACCCUAGGAACUGGUUUAAAGUGGAGUUCAGAUGACCUGAUUUAUUUCCUUUACCACACUUUAUAGACCCUUUUGAUUUAGGUCUUACAUAGGAAUAUUUUCUACUGUUGCCUAACUGUAAUGUAAGAUAACAUUGUCAUCCCAAGAUGAAUUCUUCUAAGUAACAGAACGUCUUAUCUGUGACAUCAGUUCCCUUCCUGAGUGCUCAGAAUCCCUGCUAGUGUAAUUGGAAGCUUAGCACACAUCAGAAGAUUUGAAAUCAGCUUUUAAUUACUCUGUAUAGUAUCUAUAGCCGUGUACAUAUUACAGCAUGAGCAGCUCAAAUAAUUCAAGUCACCCCUGACAGGAUGUUAAUGACACCUAGAAUUUAAUAACUAUCAGAAUGUCGUGGUCAUUACAUUUUUAGUGUCAGUUUAUUUGAACAUAAUAAUUGAAAUCCUACAGAUUGUUUUAAUCAUUGGAAACUACCUUAAAUUGAAAAAAAAGACAAUAAAUGUAUCUUACUCUUUCUAGGUAUGUUGCAUUGAAAUUGAUCAGCUAAAUUUUCUUGGUGCUGGAGACUGGAAAAGCAUCCAGUUUGGCUGCUAUGGAGCAACAUUCAUAUUGGAUUAGAAAAUUGUGCCAAAAACUCCCACCAAUGAGAAUUCAUAGGUGUCACAGAAUACGGAUGAGCACUUAUACGAUUCUCUUCUUUCCUGUUUACUGCAAAUUCUGCCUUAAGGCUUCUUUUCAUCAGGACUCAGAAGCCACUAAUUAAAAAGGAAAGGGCAGUUAAUUGGCACAUUUUUCUGUCUUGAAAGCAGCCCUUUCAGAGAAGAAUUAAUGUAAAUCUGCUUUUGUAAAUUGCAACUUUAAAUUUCACUGACUCAAAUUUACAGCAGCUUUGUUAUACCAGAAGAGGUUUUGGUAAGAGUUGAACAUUUUUAAACUGAAGCUUUAAAGCAUCACCAACAGAUUGUGGAUUAGUUCACAUGCACAGACAUAAACACACACACACACACACACACACACACACGCACACACAAUUAGCUAAAUUAGAACACACAAACACAUAGCUAAAUUAGAAACUGCUGUUUUCAAUUUUAUAUAAUUACUAAUUAUU
Molecule: messenger RNA, 2886 nt
Organism: Diceros bicornis minor
Lineage: Eukaryota; Metazoa; Chordata; Mammalia; Perissodactyla; Rhinocerotidae
Gene: GABRA2
Product: gamma-aminobutyric acid type A receptor subunit alpha2
Exons: 10
Coding region: 1-1557 (518 amino acids)
Biological process (GO): nervous system process; synaptic transmission, GABAergic; monoatomic ion transmembrane transport
Cellular component (GO): neuron projection; dendrite membrane; postsynapse
Molecular function (GO): GABA-A receptor activity; inhibitory extracellular ligand-gated monoatomic ion channel activity; GABA-gated chloride ion channel activity
Source: RefSeq, a predicted model, not a curated record